This is a messenger RNA of Seminavis robusta, 873 nucleotides long. The record is from the annotation of a GenBank genome assembly. NCBI's taxonomy places the organism in Eukaryota, Bacillariophyta, Bacillariophyceae, Naviculales, Naviculaceae.
AUGAAGAUCCUCCGAGUUGUUCUUUUGGUGUCGCUUACCUUAGCAGUUUCCGUAGCAAAGUCGGACCAAGGGGAAAGUCUUCGUGGCAAGGUCGAUGAUGGCACUUCGGCUUUGAACGCUGAUGUUGUGGAUUUGCUGAACAGGAACCUCAAGAAGGAGGACGACGAUGGCAAAGAAACCGGAGGAGGCGGCGACAAGGGCCCCAAGAAGGACCAACAGAAAGUCAAGAUUUGUCAUGGCACUGCCAGCCCAACCAAUCCAUAUGUGAUCAUUGAGGUGGCUGAUGAUGCGGCGUCCGACAACCCUGGGUCUUUGGGUGGCCACAUCAACAACCCAAAGCAUAACGAUCCAUCCAAGAACAAGAAUUCGGAUGUCCUGAUGGGAGCUGAUACACCCGAUUUUCCAGGAUGCAAGACCAAUGACCGAUGCCAAGUGUGCUGUCCAGAUCAAAAGUGCUACGGUGAUGGGGACAAGCCGGAGCCGAAGCCCACGGAACCCCAGCCCACGGAGCCGGAGCCCACGGAGCCGGAGCCCACCGAACCCAAGCCCACGGAACCCGGGCCCACGAAGCCAAGUGACCCCUCGCCUACGAAGCCCUCGGUUUCGGGCGAUCCACAUUUUGCGAUGUUUGGAACUUCCCAUCGAAAGUAUGAUUUCCAUGGUGCCUGUGACCUUGUAUUCCUGGAUAACCCUGACUACAACAAUGGCCAAGGAAUGAAAAUUCACAUCCGCACAAAGAUUGUCAAGUGGUGGUCCUAUGUCGAACAGGUUGUUGUUCAGAUUGGCAAUGAUACCCUUGAAGUGAUGGGAGGUGUGGAACAGAAGAGUUCCAGUUCAAGAUUUUCCUUGAGAAUGGCCAGGAGAUUGUUUUGA